Molecule: messenger RNA, 981 nt
Organism: Bubalus bubalis (water buffalo)
Lineage: Eukaryota; Metazoa; Chordata; Mammalia; Artiodactyla; Bovidae
Product: keratin-associated protein 10-8-like
Exons: 1
Coding region: 81-734 (217 amino acids)
Cellular component (GO): keratin filament
Source: RefSeq, a predicted model, not a curated record
CCCUGCAUCCCCAAGCACCUCACACACAGCUCAUACAGUCACACACACUCAAACCCUCCUCCAGCCCCACCACCUCCACCAUGGCAGCCUCCACCCUGUCCGUCUGCUCCAGCGACCUGAGCUAUGACUGCCCAGAGAGCUGCUGCGAGCCCCCCUGCUGUGCCCCCAGCUGCUGUGCCCCGGCCCCCCGCCUGACCCUCCUCUGCGCCCCAGUGAGCUGCGAGUCCAGCCCCUGCUGCCAGCCAGGCUGCAGCAGCUCCUGCCUGGCCUCGUCCUGCCAGCAGUCUAGCUGCCAGCCCUCCUGCUGCACCUCCUCCCCCUGCCCGCAGGCCUGCUGUAAGCCCGUCUGCUGCAAGCCUGUCUGCUACAGGCCUGUCUGCUGCAGGCCCGUCUGCUGCACACCUGUCUGCUGCAGGCCUGUCUGCUGCACCCCUGUCUGCUGCAGGCCCGUCUGCUGCACACCUCUCUGCUGCAGGCCCGUGUGCUGUGAGUCCUCCCCCUGCUCAGCCGCCUUGUGCUGCCAGCCCAACCCCUGCUCCUCGGUUAGUUGCAGACCCUCCUCCUCCCUGUCCCUUCUCUGCCGUCCUGUGUGCCGCCCCGCCUGCUGUGUGCCCACCUCCUCCUGCCAGCCCAGCUGCUGUCGCCCGGCCUCCUGUGUAUCCCUGCUCUGUCGGCCCGCGUGCUCCUGCCCUGCUUGCUGCGUCCCAGCCUCAGCCCCAGAGCCCUGUUGCUGACCCGGCACAUUGCCAACUCCUUCCAGGGCCAACGCUGACUUUCACCUGAAAUUUCUGUAGCCUUAGGCCAGUCUGGGGUCUCCUUCUGUCCCAGAGUUUCCUGUGAGCAGCCUGGGCUGGCUCCUGGUUCCCUCCAGGCCCUGAGUGUCAGCCAGCAUGCGGCUCUCCAUCCUUCUUGGUCAUGGAUUUUGUCCUGAUCUAGGUGAGGGGGCUGCUUGUUAACAAAUAAAGUCAUUGUCAAGCCCUC